AUGGGCGCAGAGGAGGAGGGGGUCUGGGGGGACCACGGAGCGCCUCUGGACCCGGACCGGGAGCUUAAAUACGCAGAGCUGUUCCAGCAGCUGGACCUGAACCAGGACGGGAAGGUGGACAUCACCGAGCUGAGGACCGGACUGGCUGCCCGGGGUCUGCACCGGGGGGAGGCCGAGGAGAUCGUCCUGGAGAGUGAUAUCAACCAUGACGGUCUUCUGGACUUCCAGGAGUUCUCCCAGUACCUGUGGGCUCAUGAGAAGAGGCUGUGGCAGAUGUUCCACAGUCUGGACCGCAAUAAUGACGGUCGAAUUGAUGUUGGGGAGAUCCAGCACUCGCUGCACAAGCUUGGUGUGAAGGUGACCAUGGAGCAGGCCUCCAGGAUCCUGCAGAGUAUGGACAGGGACGGCACCAUGACCAUCGACUGGAAAGAAUGGAGAGAUCACUUUCUGUUCAACCCUUUUCACAACAUGGAGGAAAUAGUCCACUAUUGGAAACACUCCCACAUGUUGGACAUCGGGGAACUUCUAACAGUCCCAGAUGAGUUCUCGGAGCGGGAGCGGCGGUCCGGUCUGGUGUGGAGGCAGCUGGUUGCCGGAGCGAUGGCGGGAGCCGUGUCCCGGACAGGAACCGCUCCUCUGGACCGCCUCAAAGUCUUCCUGCAGGUCCAUGGCUCCUCGUCUCGGGGGAUGAACCUGUGGUCUGGGUUGAGGGGGAUGAUCCAUGAAGGAGGCCUCGUCUCUCUCUGGAGGGGAAACGGCAUCAACGUCCUCAAGAUCGCUCCUGAAUCUGCCAUCAAGUUUAUGGCCUAUGAACAGAUCAAGUGGCUGAUCCGAGGGAGUAAAGAGGGAGGCGGUCUGCGGGUCCAAGAGAGGUUCAUCGCUGGUUCUCUGGCAGGAGCUACAGCCCAGACCAUCAUCUACCCCAUGGAGGUGCUGAAGACUCGUCUGACAUUAAGGAAGACGGGACAGUACUCCGGUAUGGCAGAUUGUGCCAGACAGAUCGUGAUGACGGAGGGAGUGAGAGCUUUCUACCGAGGCUACCUGCCCAACACGCUGGGCAUCAUCCCCUACGCCGGCAUCGACCUGGCCGUCUACGAGACCCUGAAGAACGCCUGGCUCCAGAGGUACUGCGUGAACACAGCCGAUCCUGGAGUCCUGGUCCUGCUGGGCUGUGGGACCGUGUCCAGUACCUGUGGCCAGCUGGCCUCUUACCCCCUCGCUCUCAUCAGGACCAGGAUGCAGGCACAAGCUGUGACUGAGGGCCAGCCCAAGCUGACCAUGCUGGGCCAGUUUAAAUACAUCAUCUCCCAUGAAGGAGUCCUGGGUCUGUACCGAGGAAUCACCCCCAACUUCCUGAAAGUCAUCCCAGCCGUCAGCAUCUCAUACGUGGUCUACGAACACAUGAAGAAGAUCCUCGGGGUGGGCUACUACUGACACAAAGAGGAGGAUGGAUGGAUGAAGGACAGAGAGGCCAAAGGCUUCAGAAGAAGAGAAGAAAUGAUGAAGAUCGUCAGAUGACGAGGAGAGAGAUGGAAGGAGUCGUUCUGCUGAUGCUGCACCUCCUGUUGAGGAGGUUCAGGCUUCUGUAGCUUGUGGCUAGUUUACAGGUAGAUCAUAUAAUGUUUGUCCUUUCUGAAACCAUCAUACUACAGACAGAACGGACAAACAUUGAUAUGAUCUACCUGCAAACUGAUAAAAAGGUGUUUAGU
Molecule: messenger RNA, 1709 nt
Organism: Centropristis striata (black sea bass)
Lineage: Eukaryota; Metazoa; Chordata; Actinopteri; Perciformes; Serranidae
Gene: slc25a23b
Product: solute carrier family 25 member 23b
Exons: 10
Coding region: 1-1434 (477 amino acids)
Biological process (GO): transmembrane transport
Molecular function (GO): ATP transmembrane transporter activity; calcium ion binding
Source: RefSeq, a predicted model, not a curated record